AGAAUUACAAUGGACUUACAGUGACUAUAAAUAAGUAUGGAUAAUUACAAUGUAAUCAAAUUUAAAUCUUGGUAAAGCCCAGCGUAAGGCACCGUAAGGGGUGUGCUCUGGGCAGACCGACAAUCAAAUUGCAUUACAUAUGACAUGACGUGAGUUACACAUAACAUAAUUUAAGUUUUCUGCAGCAAAAUGCGUUAAGAAAUUAAAUCAGAAAAACAAACUAGCCGCGGUUCUAUUCUGCCAAAUGCAUACUGUAUGCUUCAAUGUCGAAAUAUUAACCUCCGCAUUUAAGCAAAAUCAAUAAGUCAAGAAUAAAAUAUAUUCUGGAAAGGACUGAUUGCAAAAAUAAGAUUCCAUAAAUGGAAGUACGUAUGCAUAGCCUGAGGCAACUGAGAAAAUCGAUGCGGUGUCUUUAUGGUUUUCUUAUAAUGUAGUUUGAGCGACUAUGGACGCAAACUCAGUAUUCCGUAAAUGAUGGCACGAAAGUUGUAGGCUGUUCAUCAGCGAAGAACGGUUGUCGGGAUCUACACUUCCGUAAACGCGCAGUUGCUUCAGUAUCAAUAAUUGUUGAACAACUUCUUCUGUCGGUUUACUGAAGGUACCAUUAAGUAUUUAAUACGCAACAUAGCAUGUAUGCGUAGAUGAAAAGAAAAAAAACUAGGCAUUAAAUCGCUACCCAGAGUAAACCUGUUUUUUUCCAGCGAAAAAAGAGAAGAUAUCGGGCAUGAUGGGGAAACUUGCUCUACUGACUGUUAUUCUUGACGUUUAUGCACAGAUAAAAGCUCUUCCCCCAGAAUGUGAUCCUUAUAUUAUUCUUCUCAAAGAAGAGGAAAGCUGUCAUAAGGCGUUGUGGAAACACAACACAUCAAUCUCUGUCGAUUUCCAAACAGGAUGCAAAGGGAUGUGGGACCAUCUUAACUGUUGGCCCUAUGCAAACAUAGGGGAGACCAUAUCACAGCCCUGUCCAACAUUCCUCCACACCAAUGGGGAGGUUUUUAGGAACUGCACUGCCCAGGGCUGGACAGAACCCUACCCACCACAUGAGAUAGCCUGUGAAUAUGCCUUCAAUGAGAACUUCAACUUUCUUGGGGAAGUUCACAGCCAACUCUAUUUUUUCUAUGUGAAGACCAUGUACACAGUGGGCUAUGCCAUCUCUCUUAUGUCCCUGAGCCUUGCCAUAGUAAUACUUUGUGUGUUUAGGAAGCUACACUGUACGCGUAACUACAUUCACAUCCAGUUGUUCCUGUCCUUCAUCUUACGUGCAGCUUUCAUCUUUAUCAAGGACUCGGUCCUCUUUUCUAAAGAAGACUUUUACCACUGCAACUACUAUCCUGUAGGCUGCAAGCUUGUCUUGCUGUCAUCACACUACUGCAUCAUGGCCAACUAUAGCUGGUUGUUGGUAGAGGGUCACUACCUUCACACUCUAGUCUAUGUCUCAUUCUUCUCCAGGAGAUUGUACUUUUGGUUGUACAUGACCCUAGGCUGGGGGUCACCGGCAGUCAUUAUAGUUGCCUGGGGCUUGGCUAAAUACUUCUAUGAAGAUGAAGGAUGUUGGGAAACCAGGAAACACACCGGGAUCUGGUGGAUUCUCAGAGUCCCUGUCCUCCUGUUCAUCAUUAUUAAUUUGUUGUUUUUCAUUAGUAUUACAAGAACACUAGUAGGAAAACUCAGGACCCCAGAUGUGCGUGGGAAUGAGUACAAUCAGUAUAAAAAGCUUGCCAAGUCAACCUUCCUCCUUGUGUCCCUCUUUGGUUUGCAAUACAUUCUCUUUGCAUUCUUCCCUGAGAAAGUCAGCGACUUAACAUACAAGAUAUGGAACUUUGUGGAACUUGCCCUUGCAUCUACCCAGGGAUUUGUUGUAGCAAUUUUGUAUUGUUUUUUAAACGGAGAGGUGCAACACGAGUUCCAGAGGAAGUGGAGAAGAUGGAGGCUGAUGCAGUCACGCCAAGGAGGCAGGCAGUAUAAUUUUUCCCUUAGCCAAAGUGGUACCCCCCUUACACAAGUGUCUCUGCUAACUCGAGGUCCUGCUGCCAGUCAGUCCUAGUAUGAAGAAUACAACUUGUGGCAGCCUGAAAAGCCGUCACACAAAGUUCUAAAAACUGGUAGACACUGAAACAAUCUCCUUCUAUUGAUCUGUAUGCCAUUUUCCCAGAGCUGUUGUAUGAACUUAUAACCUAGUUCUUCAGAUUUUUUUUUUUAAAUCUGCUCUUUUCCUAUAUAAAUCUCCAUUCUAGUUUUAUAUUUUCAUAUCAAAGUGGCACAGUGGUACAGUUAGAGCACUUUUGCCUGAUACCUCGAGGUCUGGGAGAUUAGAUUCCACUUAUACUCUGUGUGUGUCUGUGUGAAGUUUGUAUAUUUUGCAAUACAAAUUAUAAGGAAGGCAAACCUUUUGAUUCCUGCACCACAUUAAAAAUGUCUUUUAUUACAUGUUUUUCAUGCAUGGUUCCCCAAUGACGGUCCAAACAAAUUAAGACUACAGCGUCCCUUACAACCUUCGAGAAUGCACCAGGAGACCUGUCUCUCCUGGCACCACUGCUCCUCACUAGCUCACUCUUUGUUGAUUGUUCUAUUGAAAUGGCAUCACUUGUCUCUUCCAAAUGCUCAGUUUUGUAUUUAGAAUUAGUUCCCAAUAGAUUGUCUCUUGAUAUUUAUUUGUAUUUUGCACUGGCCACUCAUUAGAAACUUAGUUUAGCAGCACUUGUGGCUCC
This is a messenger RNA of Brienomyrus brachyistius, 2708 nucleotides long. RefSeq names its product secretin receptor. The coding region runs from base 725 to 2044 and encodes 439 amino acids. The record is from RefSeq and is a predicted model, not a curated record. Gene Ontology annotation, molecular function: peptide hormone binding; vasoactive intestinal polypeptide receptor activity; secretin receptor activity. Lineage: Eukaryota; Metazoa; Chordata; Actinopteri; Osteoglossiformes; Mormyridae. The transcript has 13 exons. Gene Ontology annotation, cellular component: plasma membrane. Gene Ontology annotation, biological process: adenylate cyclase-modulating G protein-coupled receptor signaling pathway; cell surface receptor signaling pathway.